AUGUCACGCCCCAAGGCGCUGCGCAAGCGGAUGCGCUCCUGGAUAUCUAAGCUUAGCCGCCGCUCUUCCGACCCCAGCAACCCAGCCAUGCCCUUCAGCAACGCGUACCCGCACAUUCUCGAUGCGAUCGCCGACGCGGCAGACUACGAGACGGGCAUCGCCCUCCGCGCCGUGAACCGGCAGCUCAAGCAGCGCAUCGACGAGAACCUCGCCCGCCACCUUGUGCUGCACGGCGACCAUAUCUGCGCCAUAACAGAGAAUGGGAUACGACGAUACCCUCCAGGUCUGCACGAUAGCCCCAUGAACCAGGCUCUACAGGUGGUCGCGCGGAACUCGUCUCCCGGACCCAAUGGCUUUGUUCUAGGCCGUCCCGUCCACCCCAUCGCCUACGAUGUCUGGGUCCACAACAUCUUCGAGGCGCCGGGCGUGGUUCAACUGCGUCGUGCACUGGCGCACAUUGAGGUUCUGGACUAUCUUCCCACAACUGGUAGUAUCGCAUUUUUCCCAGCUCAUAUUUCGGUGUUACGUUUAUCUGGUUUGGCCGUGGACAUUGAAGAGCACGAACACCAUGCCCCGUUGUACACGAUCGACAGCGUCGACACACUCGUACUGGGUGCUUGCAGUACUUUCGCCCUUCCCCCUCCGUACAUGAAGUACACGUACAACCUCCCUUUCGACAUCAACACCAACCCGCCCCGUCGCGUCGUCAUCCACCUCACCGGGCAGGUGAAAGCCAUCGACUACCUGUCGCUCAUAUCCAGCACUGCCUGGCUACCUGGGAGCGAAUUGGUAGUCGUUUUGCAGGACCUGUCGAAUCACUGGGUCGGCUAUUCUUGUCAAGCUGUGUACCUCCUCGAAGGCCUGCUGCUCUACGGCGAACAUCACCCUUUCGACAAGUACACUCUGGUAAACCCUCGCGCUACAAUCUCUCGGCAGAUAACGGGGAGGUCUAACCCUGGGUUUCCUGACAUCCCUUUCCAGUGUCAUGAGCUGGGAGAGAUCCUCAAGCUGUACAUCGACGACAGUCGAUUCAAGUCGGUCUUUCGCUACCUCACACAUCGCCAGUUUUUGGCUGAGAUCGGUGUCGACCGGUACAUGUUAGAGAUGGGCUGGUGA
Messenger RNA from Cutaneotrichosporon cavernicola, 1116 nucleotides. RefSeq lists its product as uncharacterized. Bases 1 to 1116 code for a protein of 371 amino acids. The record is from RefSeq and is a predicted model, not a curated record. Lineage: Eukaryota; Fungi; Basidiomycota; Tremellomycetes; Trichosporonales; Trichosporonaceae. The transcript has a single exon.